Fomitiporia mediterranea MF3/22 is the source of this 1754-nucleotide messenger RNA. RefSeq names its product spindle pole body protein. Bases 51 to 1661 code for a protein of 536 amino acids. The record is from RefSeq and is a predicted model, not a curated record. NCBI's taxonomy places the organism in Eukaryota, Fungi, Basidiomycota, Agaricomycetes, Hymenochaetales, Hymenochaetaceae. The transcript is spliced from 8 exons. Gene Ontology annotation, molecular function: cysteine-type deubiquitinase activity; zinc ion binding. Gene Ontology annotation, biological process: mRNA processing; spliceosomal complex assembly; protein deubiquitination.
CACCCUCAAAUUUCCCAAGCUUCUCUUAAACUGCUCGCUAUUCAAUACAGAUGGCGAAAACAAGAUCAAAGAAACAGGGUUCGGAUGCUUCAUUGGCCCGACCCGUGAAGAAAGCGAGACUGAGUAUAGAGUCUUCUGAAGACGGACAGAAGGUAGAGCAGAGUGUGGAGGAACCUUUACAACCGGAACACGGAGAGGAUGGACUGAAUGAAGACGUCUACGACGAAGACUCUAAGAACUCUGGCGAACCCACACACACGUCUGACAUGUACCUCGACACGGUAAACCGUGCAGCCCUCGAUUUCGACUUUGAGAAAGUAUGCUCUGUUUGCUUGUCAAACAUAAACAUCUACGGUUGUCUUGUUUGCGGGAAGUACUUCCAAGGAAGAGGCCGAAACUCCUACGCUUACGCCCAUUCGAUACACGACGAUCAUCAUGUCUUCAUAAACUUGGAUACCAAGAAGGUUUACGUUCUUCCGGACGGAUACAUAGUUUCCGAUCCUUCUCUAGAGGACAUAUCGUUUGUUUUGGCUCCAUCUUUUACUCCUCAGUCAAUUGCAUCGCUAUCAUCCCCGUCCCAUUUGACAAAGCUAUCCUACGACCUCUCAAAUAAACCAUACCUUCCUGGAUACGUUGGACUGAAUAACAUCAAACGGCAUGAUCACAUGAACGUCAUUAUCCUUGCUUUAACGCACAUACCACCAUUACGCGACUACCUGCUUCUUUCUGCCUUCGGCGGGAAGGAAAGCGAGCUCCUGAAACGAUUCGCUGGGUUAGCAAAGAAGCUGUGGAAUCCACGGCUUUUCAAAAAUCAAGUCAGUCCACACGAGUUCUUGCAGGAGGUUGGUCGUGCCAGUACGGGAAAAUUUAGGUUAGAGGAGCAAGGUGAUCCGACUGAAUUCCUGGGUUGGCUUCUUAAUCGACUUCACAAGGAUAUGGGAGGAUCAAAAAAGAAAAACUCUAGUAUUAUCUAUUCUACGUUCCAAGGAGAACUCCGCAUGGAAACGCAACAGGUCAUUGUGAAACCAGAAGGAGAAUCAAGUCACCGUCCUCAAUUUGAUAUUGACAGAGAAACGAAAACAACCACAUCACCUUUCCUCUUUUUGUCCGUCGAUCUCCCCCCUCCUCCGCUGUUCCAGGACUCCGUCGAGAAGAACAUCAUUCCUCAAGUUAGCUUGGCGUCUGUGCUAUCAAAGUAUGACGGUAGAACAACUCAGGAAUAUUUGGGCCAGUUACGGCGAUUCAAAUGCCAGCGCUUACCCCGUUAUCUCAUUCUCCACUUUAAGCGCUUUACGAAAAACAUUUUCGUCGAAGAGAAGAACCCGACCAUUGUGAACUUCCCACUGCGAGGAGUGGACUUUAGCGAAUACUUGGAUGCUCCGCCAAAUCAUCCCAGUACAGUAUACGAUCUGAUCGCCAACGUAAUUCACGAGUCCGUAGCUGGAACAACGCGCGACAAAGUGAACACAGCCUGGAAAGUACACUUGCGAGCCGGCUCAGGCGGUGGUGAUAACGAGAAGUGGUAUCAAAUACAAGAUUUGAUUGUGGAAGAAGUGAGAAAGGAGAUGAUAUUUUUAGGCGAAACCGUUAUUCAGAUUUGGGAAAGAAGAGACCAACCUACUCCUCUUGAUGAACAGAAAAUGGCCGUGGACGGGCGAUGAUCUUAACGACUGUUCGGUAGAAAUAAAGUAGUCUCUCCGAUUGACAAAUUUGCGUUAAGAUAGACUAUUUGGUGGAUGCAAUGUAUGAUUCGC